Nyctereutes procyonoides (raccoon dog) is the source of this 1142-nucleotide messenger RNA. It is a transcript of the gene IL13, whose product is annotated as interleukin 13. The coding region runs from base 46 to 441 and encodes 131 amino acids. The transcript is spliced from 4 exons. Gene Ontology annotation, biological process: immune response. The record is from RefSeq and is a predicted model, not a curated record. Gene Ontology annotation, cellular component: extracellular region. NCBI's taxonomy places the organism in Eukaryota, Metazoa, Chordata, Mammalia, Carnivora, Canidae. Gene Ontology annotation, molecular function: cytokine receptor binding.
CCUGCCUGCUCCUCUCUCGCUCCUCCUGCAUUGGCUCUGGGCUCCAUGGCGCUCUGGUUGACUGUGGUCAUUGCUCUCACCUGCCUCGGUGGCCUUGCCUCCCCGAGCCCUGUGACUCCCUCCCCAACCCUCAAGGAGCUCAUUGAGGAGCUGGUCAACAUCACCCAGAAUCAGGCAUCCCUCUGCAACGGCAGCAUGGUGUGGAGCGUCAACCUGACCGCCGGCAUGUACUGCGCAGCUCUAGAAUCUCUGAUCAAUGUCUCCGACUGCAGCGCCAUCCAAAGGACCCAGAGGAUGCUGAAAGCACUGUGCUCUCAAAAGCCCGCGGCAGGGCAGAUUUCCAGUGAACGCAGCCGAGACACCAAAAUUGAAGUGAUCCAGUUGGUGAAAAACCUGCUCACCUAUGUAAGAGGAGUUUAUCGCCAUGGAAAUUUCAGAUGAAGCAUGAAAUCUUAGCAUCCUUAUCUGUAGACCCAGACCUGACUUCUUAAGUUCCAGAUUCAUUUUUCUUUCCGACGUCACAAAUUUCUUAGGGAGGUGGGGGGGGGGGGAGGAAGCACCAUUUCCUCAGCUGGGACCUCAGCCUGCACUGCCUGCCUCCAUGGAGCUGAGCCCGGCCACCCUUGCCUUGGUGCAUGGGGCCCAGCCGGGUGGCCCUCCUCUGUCUGCACUUCAUCAACGCUGAGGGAAAGCACUGCAUCCCACGACUGACCCUUCCUCAGAGCGAAGUGCAGCAUUACAGUGGGGGCAGAUAUGUGUGGGAGGGGGUCUUGCUGUACCUGGGAGUGGCACAGACACGUUUCUUCUUAGCCUUAUUUAUUAUUGUGUGUUAUUUAAACAAGUGUGUUUGUUUGUGCUGGGGACAGGGAGUGACUUGGAGCUGGGGGCCCAGUGACUCGGGUUUAGAGAAUCCCUGGGAAUAAGCACUGUGUGUAAAAUUCUGCUACCUCACUGGGAUCCUGGGGCCGACACAGGGGACAGGAGAAAGGGUCAGAGAUGCUGCUCUUGUCUGCCACUCAGCAGCUGGCCCUCAGCCAAGCAGUAAUUUAUUGUUUUUCCUUGUAUUUAAAGUUAAGAAAUAAAAUAUGUUAUCAAAGAGUUAAUAAUAUAUAGAAGAGUAGCCUAAAAGGCUGCAUUUGGUG